UGGCUGCUGUGGCUUCAGACUGUAGACUAUACAUCUUGUUUCAAUUCUCUGUCUCUAUUUCCACUCACCAUUCUUCCCAUAAAUGAAAGAGAAGAACCAACACAACGGCUCAGCUCAUUGUUAUCUCUAUCUAGACUUACAAUGUUGCCAAGGUUACUAAGGACAGUUAGCCGGGGGUUCGUGGAUAACGAGUAACAAAGUCAAUUAUGACACACGGCUUUGCUCAUGCCAUUAAAGCAAAGCCCUCGUAACAGUAUCUUCUCCUUCCUUUCCUCCGAGUCCAGGCUAAGCCCAAGCUGUACUGUGGUGACAGCUGUGUUUGAGCAACCAUGCUUAGGGGUCAGUAGGUCAGGCUUGAGAUAUUGGUGAGACUCAAAGCCUCUAGUCCCAUCUCUGUUGACACGCUUCAUUGAAUAAAUGCCCCCAUCAUCCUUCCCGAAACGCCUCUCUUUACAGGAUUAGGCUCUGACAAACAUCUCUUUAUUCUGCAUCCGAGGCUUCACCACCCCCGCCGUCACCUACAGUGUCCUGUAACGUUUGACUGGGCGAACUGUGAGGAUGUUUCCGUCACGGGUCCGGCGGCCAAUGGCUUCUGCCCCAGCUGUGACCUUACCACUUACAUCCAAUGACAGCGGGCUCAAAUGCUACUGUAACGCCCAGGAUUCACCCCCCGCGUUUAAAACCCUACAUCUAGGGUUCCGCCGCCCCAAAAAGCCAAGUGUCAAUACUCAGAGAACAGUAUCACAUACUGCUGGAAAGAACACGAAAGCAAAUAAGGACAGACAGAAAUAGGACUAGUUUUGGCACAAAUCCAAAGAAGAUUUUCCAAAAGCACUUAAGAGGAGUUGUAAACCUAAGGAGACAAUUAUGCAGACUUUAAUUCUGACUUUAUUUAGUCUGCAGACAGUGAUGGGAAAAGGACACUGGUGUGAACACACGGUGGAGGAGAGAGUGGAGCGGGUCAUGUCCCCACGUCUGCAGCUUGAAGUAAGCUGUUCUGAGGUGUACCAGUUUAACAUCCAAGGCUGGAGGCUGGAUGUGGACAGGAUGCGCACCAGGCACGGGGGAGAUGACGGCAUCGCGCUGUACUACAAACACCAGGGGCCCAAGGCAUCCUGUUUCUUGUACAAACCCCCAGAGAUGGAGACCCAGGUGGUGAACAAGACAGUGAGGGCCUGCUGUGAGGGCUGGGGUGGACCACGCUGCUCUGAGGGCGUAGGUACGCGUGGUCGGUGCUACUCUACGUGGAGUUGUGAGGAAUUCCCCGGAGUUCAUAACUCCUCACUCAUGCCCAUGGAGCAGUGCUGCAGCAGCUUGUGGGGACUGAGUUGGAAAAAUGCCUCUGACCAGACCUGCUUGUCCUGCAGCUACACUCUACUUCCAGACUCCCAGUCUUCUCCUCUGGUGCGUAGCGGCCUGCUGGGCAGUGCCAGGGUCCCUCAAGGCUCGGCCACCUGCAUGUCCUGGGGUGGAGCUCACUACCGCACUUUUGACAGGAAGCACUUCCAUUUCCAGGGGAGCUGCACCUACCUGCUGGCCUCAUCCACCGAUGGCACCUGGGCUGUUUAUAUCAGCACAGUCUGUGAUGGGAGAGGAGACUGCAGUAAGGUGCUGAGGAUGAUGCUGGGGCUUGAUUUGGUUUCAGUUCGUCACAGGAAUUUAACCUUGAACGGCAAGCCUGUUCCAAACGGAGAGCCACUUUUCCAGAAUGGAGUAAGCGUGCAUUGGCUGGGGGACUUUGUGUUUGUGGAGAGCGGUCUAGGUGUGAGGCUGAAGUUUGACCUGGCUAACACUGUGUACCUGACGGUGACCACCGAGCACCUUGCAGCCACCCGGGGGCUCUGUGGAAUUUACAACAACAACGCUGACGAUGAUUUCACCACAAUGGCUGGAGCUGUGUCCCAGUACGCCGCCAGCUUUGGCAACUCAUGGAAAGUUCCUGACCAGAACAACGAAGCCUGCAGCGAUGCGGCCGAGCUCGGUCACAGCUGCGACGUUGCAGGAGACCCGGCUCUUCGAAGGCAGGCAGAGUCAGCGUGUCACCGACUGUUGGAAAACCCCUUCACACACUGCCACCCUAGGGUGGACCCAGCGGCCUACAUAGACACUUGUCUUUACCUGUACUGUAGCCUGCCACCCAAAGAGAAGGAGGCUGCAGUAUGUGACACGCUGGCCAGUUACUCCAGAGAGUGUGGCCAGCAGCACGCCGUCAUAACAUGGAGGACGGUCACGCUAUGUGGACGUGUCUGUCCCAGAGGUCAGGUGUUCUCCGAUUGUGUGUCCUCCUGUCCCCCCAGCUGUUCUUCCCCCCAGCCCCAGCCUGCCGCAGCCAUGAGCCAGUGCAGGGAGGAGUGCGUCAGUGGUUGCGAGUGUCCUCCAGGUCUCUACUUUCACCAGGGACUCUGCCUGAAAAGAGACGAUUGUCCCUGUUUCCAUAGAAGGCACACCUAUCAGUCAGGGGACAGGAUACAGCAGAGAUGCAACACCUGUGUGUGCAGAGGAGGUCAGUGGCAGUGUACUGCGGAGAAGUGUGCCGCCCAGUGCACUCUGAUGGGGGCUCUACAGGUGACCACUUUUGACAAAAAGAGGUAUUCCCUGCAGGGUGGAGGUUGUUCUUUCAUUGCUGUGGAGGACUUUGUCGACCGGAAGCUGGUGGUGAGUGUGCGCUGUGGGGAGUGUGCAGCAGGAGGAGUGGAAGGUGGAGGAGGACUGGGUUGUCUAAGAGAACUUUCAGUCACAGCACUACACACCACAGUCACCAUAACAGAUACAGGCACAGUGACGCUGAAUGGCCAGAGGGAGAUGUUGCCUGUUGUGACUGGGGACCUGGUGGUGCGCAGGGCCUCCUCUUUAUUUCUCCACAUUCAGGUGUUUGGAUCUCAGAUACUCUGGCUCCUUAAUGGACCCUUGGUCCUUGUCACCCUGCAACCGGGCUUUGCAAACAAGGUGCGAGGCCUUUGCGGAACGCUGACCUGGAACCAGCAUGAUGACUUUACCACACCAGAAGGAGACGUGGAGAACAGCGUGUCAUCCUUUGCCACCAAAUUCACAACAGAGCACUGUGCUCUGCCUGGAGGAGCUCCACCCGAUCCCUGCUCCACCUACACUCAGAGGAGACAGCACGCGGAGACAGUGUGUGCCAUCAUACACAGCUCUGUCUUUCAGGUGUGCCACGACGUGGUGGAGAGAGAGCCUUAUUUCCGUCUCUGUCUGUCAGAGAUUUGUGGAUGUGCUCCACAGAGGUCCUGUCACUGCACCGUCCUCACGGCCUACGCCCGACACUGUGCUCAGGAGGGUGUUGCAGUCCACUGGCGCAACCACACCUUCUGUCCGGCCCAGUGCUCAGGGGGUCAGGUAUACCAGGAGUGUGGUCACGCAUGUGGGGGCUCCUGCUCCGACCUGCGACAUGGCUGGAGCUGCGAUGACAGUGAGGAUGGUGGAAUGGGCCGCAGAAUGUGCGUUCCGGGAUGUCAGUGCCCACCACGGCUCAUGCAGGACCACCAGGGCCAGUGUGUUCCCAUCACCUUGUGCCCCUGUGUGCAAGGAGACAAGACAUAUCCUCCUGGGGCUGUGGUUCAGAACAACUGUAACACCUGUGUGUGUGAACGGGGGCUGUUUAACUGCUCUCAGGAGCGCUGUGAGGAGGUGAACCAGUGUCCUGGAUCUCUGGUCUACUCUCCACGCUCCUGCCUCCUGACCUGCUCCAGCCUGGACCCUCCUGGCCAACAGCAGGAGUCUGGUGUGACACAGUCAAACUGCAGAGAGCCACUAUCUGGCUGCGUCUGUCCUCAGGGAACUGUCUUACUAGGUGAUCGCUGCGUGCUGCCAGACGAGUGCCCGUGUCACCACAAUGGUCGACUUUAUUACAGCAACGACACCAUCACUAAGGACUGCAACACAUGUGUGUGCAAGGAGCGACGCUGGCACUGCAGCCAGUCCGUCUGUGCUGGCGUAUGCGUGGCAACCGGCGACCCGCACUACGUGACAUUCGACGGACGCUGCUACUCUUUCCUGGGUGACUGCCAGUACGUGCUGGCGAGGGAGACCAGCGGUUUGUUCAGCGUCACAGCGGAGAAUGUGCCGUGUGGGAGCACCGGGGUCACAUGCACAAAGUCAGUCACCCUCAGCCUUGCAAACACCGUCAUACACCUGCUGAGAGGCAAAGCUGUGACAGUAAACGGGAUGCCAGUCACGUUGCCAAAGUCCUACAGUGGCAGCGGCCUGACUUUGGAAAGAGUUGGCCUGUUUGUCUCCCUCUCCUCCCGACUCGGGGUCACUUUGCUGUGGGAUGGAGGUAUGCGUGUUUAUGUGCGUUUGGCGGCCCACCUGCGGGGUCGGGUCGGGGGUCUUUGCGGCAACUUUGAUGGCGACACAGAGAAUGACUUCACAACACGGCAGGGAAUCGUGGAGUCUACGGCCGAGCUGUUCGGAAACUCCUGGAAGGUCAGCCCCUCCUGCCCCGAUGUGUCAAACCAGGACCUUCGAGACCCGUGUGCCCUGAAUUCCCACAGGGUGACGUGGGCCAGGAAAAGAUGUGCAGUUCUAACUCAGGAGCUCUUCUCACUGUGCCACCCUGAGGUUCCCUUCCAGCAGUACUAUGACUGGUGUGUCUUUGAUGCUUGUGGCUGUGAUGCAGGUGGCGACUGUGAGUGCCUCUGCACAGCCAUCGCAGCCUACGCUGAGGAGUGCAACCGUCGAGGGGUCUACAUCCGCUGGAGGUCCCAGGAGCUCUGCCCUCUACAGUGUGAGAAUGGGCUGGUAUACGAUCCCUGUGGUCCAGCGUGCUCUCUUUCUUGUCCAAGCGUUCAGCAGAAUCCGCACUCCCAGUGUGGAGUUCUCUCCUGUGUGGAGGGUUGCUUCUGUCCUGCUGGCACUGUCCAACAUGGGGACAGCUGUGUAGUGUCCACCCAGUGUCCAUGUGAGUGGGAGGGCUCCGUGUUUCCCCCUGGAACCACUGUCACUCAACACUGCCAGAACUGUUCCUGUGAGGAUGGUUUUUGGCAGUGUGACGGCGUGGCUUGCCCGCCUCCCUCCCCUGCCUGUCUGGAGUCAGAGUUUGCCUGUGCUGGGGGGCGCUGCAUCCCCUCUCAUUGGGUGUGCGACAACGAGGACGACUGUGGUGAUGGUUCGGAUGAGGUCUGCCCAUCCACCUGCUCCCCAGACCAGUUCCGCUGCACCAGCACACCAAGUGGUCCAUGUUUGAACCUGGCUCUGCGUUGUGAUGGCCACCCAGACUGUGCCGACCAAUCGGAUGAGGAGUUCUGCGGACCUGUGACCCCUCUGCCCUUGUGCCCGCCCGGGGAGUUUCAGUGUGCAAACGGGAUGUGUCUGUCAGCCAGCCGUGUGUGUGAUGGACGGCUGGACUGUGGUUUUGCUGAUGGGUCAGAUGAGCAAGACUGCGGUGUGGUGUGUGACGAAGGGGAGUUCCUUUGUGCUGGAGGCCGCUGUAUUCUCUUCCUCCACCGUUGUGACGGCCAUGAUGACUGUGGGGACCUUAGCGAUGAGAGGGGGUGUGUGUGUGCACCAGGAGAGUUUCAGUGCCCAGGGGACCAGUGCGUCCCUGCUGAUAGAGUGUGUGACGGACACAGAGACUGCCCCUCUGGAACAGAUGAGGCAGUCUGUCCAAGUAAAGUGACCUGUGCUCCAGACCAGUUUGCCUGUAAUGACGGCACAUGUGUCGCCACAACAAAGCUGUGUGAUGGUGUGACAGACUGUCCCGGAAGAGAGGAUGAGAACAGAACCAACUGCUACACCGGUGUCACAACACCAUCUCUCCCACCUGUCACCCCCACCUCAGCUUGCAGGCCCUAUGAGUUCAGCUGUGCCACUGGUGGACAGUGUGUGCCUCAGGCCUGGCACUGUGAUGGGGAGACUGACUGUCUGGAUGGUAGCGAUGAACAGCAGUGCGCAGCUCCAUGUGGCCCUGGCCAGGUGCCCUGCCUCAGUGGGGACCAGUGUGUGAAUUACCAGCAGCUGUGUGACGGGACCCCGCACUGCAAGGACGCUUCGGAUGAGAGUAUCGACAACUGUGGCUCCACUCGAAUACCUCCCUGCCCAGGCAGCUUCCCAUGUGACAACCGCACCUGUGUGAACAUGACACAAGUCUGCAACGGCAUCCCAGACUGUCCACGGGGCGAAGAUGAGUUGGUGUGUGAUAAAACUGUCUCGCCAGCGCCCCCUGGCAGUAGGAACACAACUGUCACCUGCUCUGAAUUCGCAUGCAUGGAUGGAACCUGUGUCCCCUUUAACUUGGUGUGUAAUGGUGUUGCAGACUGCCCAGACUCCUUGCUAGCCCCACUUGGAGCCCCCACAGAUGAGCAGGGCUGCAGGACUUGGAGCUCCUGGGGCCCCUGGAGCCCGUGCAGCACCUCCUGCGGGACAGGCUCCAUGACCCGGAAGAGAUCUUGUCCUCCAGGGGAUCCGCUGCGCCACUGUCGGGGCCAGGACGUCCAGAGGCAGCAGUGCUUCAACACCACCUGCCCUGUGGAUGGACGGUGGCUGCCAUGGGUGAGCUGGUCCAACUGUUCCAGCGGUUGUGGUGGAGUGCAGGUCAGACACAGAGGCUGCAUCUCUCCUCGCUAUGGGGGCAAAGACUGUACCCAGCUCCCUGGGCCAUCCAACCUCCCUAUGGAGAUCGAACCCUGCCCUAAUGAUGGAUGUGCCAACACAAGCUGUCCCACUGGCUUGGUGAGACACAGCUGUGCCCCCUGCCCAGUGUCCUGUGCCCACAUCAGCAGUGGGACUACCUGUGAGCCCCCAGCACCCUGCUUCUCAGGCUGCUGGUGUCCAGAGGGUCAGGUGAUGAGCCACACACAACAAUGUGUGUUACCAGAGGAGUGUGCAUGUGAUGUAGCGGGCCUGCGCUACUGGCCGGGACAACAGAUAAAAGUGGACUGUGAGAUUUGUGUUUGUGAGAGAGGACGACCUCAGAGAUGUCAGCCCAACCCGGACUGCUCAGUGAACUGCGGCUGGUCCUCAUGGUCUGAGUGGGGGGAGUGUCUGGGGCCCUGUGGUGUCCAGAGCAUCCAGUGGUCGUUCCGCAGCCCCAAUAACCCAACCAAGCACGGGGAUGGGAGAACGUGCAGAGGAAUUUACAGAAAAGCCCGCAGGUGUCAGACAGAUCCCUGUGAUGAGUGUGAGUAUCACGGUCAGUCCCAUGCAGUGGGAGACAGAUGGCGGUCAGAGCAGUGCCAGCUAUGCCACUGUCUUCCCAACCUGACGGUGCAGUGUUCCCCCUACUGUCCAUAUGCCGUCACUGGAUGCCCUCAGGGUCUGAGUCUGGUGCCUGGAGAGGGCGACAGGUGUUGUUACUGUCGAGGAGAAAAUGACACUGUACCUGUGACAAUUAGCCCCAUCACCGUGACCUCAAAGUCACCAGAGGGCACUCCUACCCCUCCAGUACCCACAUACCCACUUCCUCCUGAAGAUGAGUGUUGGUCUCCUCUGGGUGUCCAGUCUCUCCCAGCCUCCAGUUUCAGCGCAUCAUCACAGCAGGAAGGUCACCCCCCUGAGGCAGCACGUCUCCACGGUUGGGACUCCCACAGGGACCUCCAGGGCUGGAGUCCGGAACCAGAGGAGUAUAAGGAUCUUCCACAGCGGAGACCUGAGGGCCACACGGGCCACACACAGAGCCCCUACCUGCAGAUAGACCUGCUGAAACCAUACAACAUCACUGGUGUGUUGACCCAAGGCGGUGGUGUGUUUGGCACAUUUGUGUCCAGCUUCUACCUCCAGUUCAGCCAGGAUGGAAAGCAGUGGUACACGUACAAAGAGCUCGUCACUGAUGCCCGGCCCAGACCCAAAGUUUUUCUUGGUAACCACGAUGAUCGAGGGGUGACAGAGAGCAGACUAGACAGGAUAGUGUCGGCUCGGUUCGUCCGUCUCUUGCCCCAUGACUUCCAGAAUGGCAUCUACCUUCGACUGGAGAUCAUGGGAUGUGGUGACGCAGGUGAUCGCUGGUUAACGUCCCCCACCCCUCCCUCACCCGUGUCCCCAGCGGGCGGCUGCAGAGAGAAAGAGUUCAGGUGUGAAAAUGGUCGCUGUGUGCCAGCAGGUCCACUGGGAGUUGUUUGUGAUGGUGUCGAUGACUGUGGGGACGGAUCAGAUGAGAAGCACUGCGGCACGCAGCCUUCUACUACCACCACUAGUCCACGUAGCUGCCCUGCUGGUCAGUACUCCUGCCCCCCACCAGGGGGCUGCAUUGAGGCGGGAAAGCGUUGUGAUGGAAUUCCCCACUGUCCCAGAGGAGAAGACGAAAAUGGAUGCUAUACUCAUGAUAACAUCACCACACAGUCAGACAGGCCUUAUACACCCACUCCUGCUCCUCUGAGGACUCCAUCUAUGGCCGCUGUCACUCAUCCUGCCCUAAAACCAACAAGUGGUGCCCCAGGAUAUCGUGGAAUCUGCUCCUCUCCCCUCGGCCUGGAGGACGGGAGAAUCCAUUACGGUCAGGUGACCUCAUCUUCACAUCGGGAGAACAACCCUGCCGAUGCUGGACGACUGAACAUUGUGCCAAAUGUCCAGGUUAUGGAGCCUGGUUGGAGUCCCUUGCCUACAGAUCCUCAGCCAUAUUUUCAGGUGGACUUCCUGGAGCCCACAUGGGUCUCAGGGGUGGUUACACAGGGCAGUGAGAGGAUGUGGGGCUACCUCACUAAGUACCGCUUGGCAUUUGCUCUGCACAGCAGCCUCUUCACCGACUAUACUGAGAACGGGAAGCCUGAUGGCCCAAUUAAGGUGUUUGAGGUGCGGAUGGUGGGCAGGACCCCUGUGACCCGCUGGCUAGAUCGGCUGGUCAGAGCUCGCUACAUGCGCAUCAUCCCUGUAGAGUUCAGACACACCUUUUACCUGCGUGUGGAGAUCCUCGGCUGCAGAGGAGACGAGCUGGUGACCCCCAGCAGUGUGACCACGUCUUCCUCUGGGGGUGGGAAAGUAACUGUGCAGCGCUGCAGGCCAGGACAGUUUUCAUGCCAGCACAGUAAGGAGUGCAUCCCUGUAUCUGUACUUUGUGAUGGUCGACCAGACUGCAAGGACCAUUCUGAUGAGAUCAACUGUGGUACAGCUCCGACCAGAGGCUUUCCAGGGCUGCAGAACCAGACCACUUCCACAGGGAGACCUGGUUUCCAUGGUAACACUACAACUGGUGCCCCAGGCCUUCAUACCACAACGUCCCAAGGUGGCCGUCCUGGCGUGGCAACAUCAGGGGUCACGGGACCGACGACACUUCGGGUCACAACAGGUCACCCUGGACUGCAUCUCACCACAUCACUCAACUCUGGUAGACCUGGUCUUCAAACCACAAAAGCCCCCUUCACUACUCAUGAUGGCGGCCUACCCAGAGUGCUUUGCGUGGAGGGCCAGUUCUCAUGCUGGUCAUUUGGCUGUGUGGACUCGGCGCAAGUGUGUGACGGGAAACGGGACUGUUUGGAUGGCUCAGAUGAACAACGCUGUGGGACCACAUCCAGGCCUGCUGUGACUCCGCUGCGCCCCCUGGUGCCCAACCCCUGCUCUCCCAAGCAAUUCUCCUGCACCAGCGGGGAGUGUGUGCAUUUGGACCGCCGGUGUGACCUUCAGAGGGACUGUGUGGAUGGAUCAGAUGAAAAGGACUGUGUGGACUGCAUCAUGUCCCCGUGGACAGCAUGGAGCGCCUGCAGCGUCUCAUGUGGUCUCGGUUCCUUGUUCCGGCAGAGGGAUAUAUUGAGGGAGGCCCUACCUGGAGGGACCUGUGGUGGAGCUCAGUUUGAUAGUCGAGGCUGCUUUCCUCAAGCAUGUCCAGUGAAUGGUCAUUGGUCAGAGUGGACGAAGUGGUCGGAAUGUGACGCUCAGUGUGGUGGAGGGGUCAGGCAGAGGAACCGAACCUGCUCCGUUCCUCCUCCUAAGAACGGUGGACGGGACUGUGAAGGCAUGACCCGGCAGAGCCAGAGCUGCAACAACCAGCCGUGCACCAAAGACACAGGCACGCAGACAGGUUGUGUUAAUGGGAUGGUGCUGGUGACAGAGGAGGACUGCCAGGCCGGGAGAGUUGACCCCUGCCCCCCUACCUGUUCACAUCUCAGCUUCACCAGCAACUGUACUGCAGCGUGUACACAGGGCUGUCGGUGUCCCCGCGGCCUGUAUCUUCAUGAGGGACGGUGUGUGAACGCCAGCCAAUGUGUCUGUCACUGGGAAGACAACACCCUGCAGCCAGGACAGAUGAUCAGCAGGGACCAGUGUACCACAUGUUUAUGCAGAGACGGCCAAGUCACCUGUAACACCUCCAGCUGUGUGGCAGCCUGUCAGUGGUCAGCCUGGUCAUCAUGGUCACCAUGUGAUGUAACCUGUGGUCUGGGGCUACAACAACGCUACAGAUCUCCAGUGAUUCCAGCAGGAGCAGCCAGAGUCCAGUCCUGUCCAGGAGACUCCUCUGAGGCCCGUCGCUGCUCCAGCCCGUGCCUCCCUGUCUUACCAGAUGGCGUUUGGAGCAAAUGGACCGGCUGGUCAGAGUGCAGUAAGACGUGUUUCAACCAUGUAGACGAUGUGGGAAUCAGACGACGAUUCCGCAGCUGCAACCACACACUCACCACAUUCAACCACACACAGGCUCUCUGUGAUGGGGACAGUGAGGAGCAAGAGCCUUGCAACACAGUGCAGUGUCCAGUGCAUGGUGGUUGGUCAGCCUGGUCACGGUGGUCUCAGUGUUCUUCAAACUGUGACUCUGGUGUCCAGACAAGAGAGAGAGUCUGUAAUUCACCUGCACCGAAGCAUGGAGGAAAUAGCUGUGCUGGUCCUCACAUACAGACAGGGGACUGCAACUCUCACCCCUGCUCAGGUGUGUGUCCAGAGGGCAUGGCAUACAUGACCGUAGCCGAGUGUGAGGCCCAGGGGGGUGCGUGUCCGCGGGUGUGUUUGGACAUGACGGCCUCAGAGGUCCAGUGUGCCACCGCCUGUUACGACGGCUGCUACUGCGCCCUGGGCUUCUACCUGGUGAACAGCAGCUGUGUGCCCCUGGCACAGUGCCCAUGCUACCACCAGGGGGAGAUGUACUCAGCUGGUGCCUCCCUGCCUGUAGAUGACUGUAAUAACUGUACCUGCACUAAUGGAGUAAUGGAGUGUGGGUCAGUUCCUUGUCCUGUGGACUGCGGCUGGAGUAGCUGGACACAGUGGAGUGCAUGCAGUCGAACAUGUGACGUCGGUGUGAGGAGGAGGUAUCGCUCAGGAACCAACCCUCCUCCAGCUUUCGGCGGUCGUCCCUGCAAAGGAGACAGAGUCGGGAUUGAUACUUGCAGCAUUGAGCCCUGCUUCGGUCUAAAGGAGCCAUGGAGUGCGUGGUCUGCAUGUUCAGUGACAUGUGGAGGAGGCUACAGGACGCGCACCCGCGGCCCCAUCAGAGUUCACGGCACUGCUCAGCAGUUCAGCGCCUGUAACUUGCAGCCCUGUGGUGAAGGCAGGGUGUGUCCUCCAGGCCAGGAGUGGAAACAGUGUCUGGAGGGAGCAGUGUCAUGUGCAGAACUCACGAUGGACCUCAGCAGGAACUGUACCCCAGGCUGCCAGUGUCCACAAGGAACUGUCCAGCAGGAUGGUGCGUGUGUGCGGGAGUCUGACUGUCGCUGUGACGUUGACGGAAAGCAGCACAAACCAGGAGACAUCGUCCCCUCAGACUGCAACAACUGUACGUGUGAAGGAGGAAGACUGGUGAACUGCUCUCGAUUCAGCUGUAAUGUUGAUGGCCAGUGGUCUCUGUGGACUCCCUGGGGCCAGUGCUCAGUCUCGUGUGGAGCUGGUCUCCAGUCUCGGUACCGAUUCUGUUCCAACCCCAAGCGCUCUGGCAGUGGGCUCCCAUGUCUGGGCCCUCUCAGAGAAGACCAAGUCUGCAUCAUUGCCCCAUGUGACCGUGAUGGUGGCUGGGGUCACUGGAGUGACUGGACAGACUGUACCAAGUCAUGUGGUGGAGGGGUGCGAAGCCGGAGGAGAGACUGUGACAGUCCCAGCCCAGAGGGUGAAGGGAAUUACUGUGAGGGGCUGGGUACUGAGGUCAUAGCCUGCAACACUGACCAUUGUCCAGUGGCGCCAUGUUCCCAGGUCCCAGGCACAGUGUUCAGUAGCUGUGGGCCCUCCUGCCCCCGCUCCUGUGAUGACCUGGCUCACUGUGAGUGGAGCUGUGAGCCAGGGUGCUAUUGCACAGAGGGAAAGAUCCUGUCUGCUAACGGGACGGUCUGUGUAGAGAGAGAGGACUGUCCCUGCUUGGACCUCAACACUGGACACAGACUGGAACCAGGAGAGGUCACCGAAGCCCUUGAUGGAUGCAACAACUGCACCUGUGAGGCAGGGGCAUUGAACUGCACUAAAGAACCCUGCCCAGUGUCAGGUGGCUGGUGUGAGUGGUCAGAGUGGACCCCCUGCUCCAGGACCUGUGGCGCGGAGUCAGUGUCCCGCUACAGGAGCUGUGGGUGUCCUGAGCCCAGGGCUGGAGGGGAGCCCUGCCCUGGAGAACAGGAAAGGCACAAUGGGAUUGGAGUUCAAAUCCAGAGACAGCCCUGCCCCGUCAUCACUUUCUGUCCUGUCCACGGUUCAUGGAGUCCCUGGUCGUCGUGGUCAGAGUGCGACGCUUGUGCAGGGUCGACAACUCGCACAAGAGAGUGCAACAGUCCUCCCGCCAGAUUCGGUGGCCUGCCCUGUCUGGGAGAGAGCAGGCAGAGAAGGGGUUGCCAUGACAAUGUCACUGUCUGCUCAGACUGUGGUGGUGGCCAGGAGGAAUGGCCCUGCGGGAAGCCCUGCCCUCGCUCUUGUUCAGAUCUCCAUGGCGACACAGAGUGCUUGGACUCCCCCGGGUGCACCCGGACCUGCGGUUGUCCCGGUGACAUGGUGCUGCAGGAUGGGGUGUGUGUGGCCAGGGAGGAGUGUCGCUGCAAAUACCACAACGGCUCUGUUACGGGUGGUCUGGGUUCAAGUAAUGCAUCAUGGGAAUGGCCUGGAGGAUCUGACUGGCAGUUCGUAAAUCCUGGAGACAACAUUAUCAGUGACUGCAAAAACUGUUCAUGCGAGGCUGGCGUUCUGCAGUGUCACUCUGUUCCUGGCUGCCAUGUCGACGGUGGCUGGAGCCAGUGGGGGUCCUGGACCGAGUGCACCCUUCCUUGCGGGGGAGGAGUCAAGUUCAGGAGACGUCUGUGUGAUAAUCCGUCUCCUCAGAGUGGUGGGAGGGGCUGCCUGGGUGUCGCUGAGCAGCAGAAAGACUGCAACACACACCUGUGCACAGACUCGGUGGGCCCGUGGCUUCCCUGGUCUCAGUGGUCCGUGUGUUCGGUCAGCUGUGGUGGAGGGCAGCAGUCGCGCUCUCGUGUCUGCAGCUCCCCCCCCUGCAGCGGCCUCAGUCGCCAGAGCAAAACUUGCAACACCCACGUCUGCCUGGAGGUGGGCUGCCCUCCCGGCAGGUUGUACAGGGAGUGUGAACGAGGUGAAGGCUGUCCCUUCAGCUGCGCUCAGGUCAGUGGCAGGGAGGGCUGCUACUCUGAUGGCUGUGAGGAAGGUUGCCACUGCCCCCCGCGCACCUACCAGCACCACGACGUCUGCAUAACGGAGUGCCCGUGUCCGGUGGAUAAAGAGUUCCUGGCCUCCCUGCAGGGUGUCUCCAUCACACCAGUCUCAUCUCUGUUCUUCCAUAACAUCUCAGAAGGGAUGGAGCUCCAGUCUGGGGAUACAUUUGUCCACGACUGCAGCACCUGUGGCUGUGAGCAUGGCAGGUGGAACUGUUCCUUGGAGCACUGCCCGAUCGAUGGCGGCCUGUCACCGUGGGGUCCCUGGAGCCCCUGCUCGCUCUCCUGUGGGGGCCUUGGAUUGAAGACUCGCUCCAGGGGCUGCACGCAACCCGCCCCGGCCCAUGGAGGGAGAGACUGCCAGGGGCCUCGCCAGGAAACAACCUACUGCCAGGCCCCUGACUGUCCAGUUGUUAUUGCUCCAACAGAAGAACCAGUGACACCAGAUGAAGACUCUGGCUUCUCUCCGUGGUCAGCGUGGAGUCCCUGCACCAAAACCUGCACCGAUGCUCUCAGCCCAGCCAUGAAGUCCCGCCAUCGCCAGUGCAUCCAGCCUCCCUGCUCCGGAAGCUCCUACCAGGAGAAGGCCUGCAACUUGCCCCAGUGCCCGGAUGACGUAUGUGUAGGGGACGACUGUGCACGCAGGAACUGUUCGUGGACAGAGUGGGGGGAGUGGGGCUCCUGUUCACGGUCCUGCGGAGUGGGCCAGCAGCAGAGGAUCAGAGCCUUCCUCAGACCCGGAAUCAACGGCUCGUGGUGUGAAGGCAUCCUUGGAGGGAACCUGGAGCAUCGCUUCUGUAACAUCAAGCCCUGCAGAGUGGAUGGGAGCUGGUCCCGCUGGAGUCCCUGGUCUCGCUGUGAUAAGCGCUGCGGUGGCGGCCGCUCCAUACGAACCCGCUCCUGUUCCAGCCCUCCGCCCAAAAACGGCGGGAAGAAGUGUGAAGGAGAGAAGAACCAGGUCAAGCCUUGCAACACCAAACCCUGCGAGGAGAAAGGGUGCCCGCCGGGCCAGGAGUUCGUGCUGUGUGCCAACCAGUGUCCACAGCGGUGCUCAGACCUCCAGCAGGGCAUAGAGUGCCAGGGGAACGCUGAAUGUCAGCCGGGCUGUCGCUGCCCUGAAGGUCAGUUGCAGCAGGACGGGUCAUGUGUGCAGCUGUGGCAGUGUGACUGCGUGGACUCGCUGGGGCAGGUUUGGGCGGCCGGUAGUUGGCAUCAGGUGGACUGUAACAACUGCAGCUGCUCUGACGGACAGCUCCUCUGCACCAAUGACAGCUGCCAGGCCACCUGCGUCUGGAGUUCCUGGUCCAGCUGGGCGCCAUGUAGCGUUUCCUGUGGGCCGGGUCAGAGGACCAGAUACAGGUCUCUUAUCCCGGAGACUGAAGGGGCAGAGUGCCAGUUUGAGGAAGUCCAGCAUAAAUCCUGCAACCCAGGACCCUGCCCACCUCUGUGUAUCCACGACAACCAGGAGCUCGGUGUGGGAGACACCUGGCUACAGGGAGAAUGCAAACAAUGCACAUGCACCCCAGAGGGAGACUACUGCCAAGACAUAGACUGCAGAGUGGAUGGCGGCUGGACACCGUGGUCAGUGUGGUCUGACUGCUCAGUGACCUGUGGUCAGGGCACGCAUGUUCGAACUCGCGCCUGUAUCAACCCCCCACCACGCAACAAUGGGUCUCACUGCAGCGGGCCAGAGAAAGAAACCCAGGCGUGCCAAACCCCUCACUGUCUGGAUGACCUUUGCCCCUGGUCGCCAUGGUCCCCAUGCUCCCAGACCUGUGGGGCGGGGUCUGUGUCCCGACGAAGGGCGUGUGUUUGCGAGGAGGGAGGAGACGCGGCGUGUCCCCCUGAGAUCGAGGCGAAGAGGAACAGUGAGGAGACUCAGCUGUGUUACAAACAACCGUGUCCAGGCUGCCCCAUGUCAGCGUGGAGUGUUUGGUCCCAGUGCUCCUGUGAGUCCCAGAGGCAGCAGCGCUAUCGUGUAGCUCUCUCCUCGGCCGUUAGGGGGCAACAGUGCACUCCUGUAGAAACGCAGAGCAGGCCGUGCAGUCUGAGUCAGUGUGAUGAGUGUGAAUCUCCAUUUGUGUACUCGCCAUGUGGUGCUCCCUGUGAGAAGCAGUGUGCUCUUCAGGGCCGUGAAGACCUGUGCUUAGGUGUCCGAGAGUGCACACCUGGCUGUUACUGUCCACAGGGUCUGCUGCAGCAGAAUGGUAGCUGUGUUCCUCCUGAGCAAUGUGGCUGCGUCCAUCUGCAAGACCAAGCUUCGGGACAACCCCCCACACCUGUCACCGUCCCUCAGGGGGCCACAGUCACCAUAGGCUGCAGUACCUGCCUUUGCCAUGAUGGAACUUUGCAGUGUGACAUGAGAGAAUGUGAAGUCAUUCUCAGCGAGUGGUCACAGUGGACUCCCUGUUCUCCUUGUGUCCCAUCGUCCUCCCUGCAGCCCAGUUCUUCACUGUCGGCUGCUAUCAAUGGGACCAGCAUGGUGUCAUUCCAGAGGCGGUUCCGGGCCUGUUUAGACCUGGACUCUGGUCUCCCUGUCACUCGAGAGGAGGAGAGCCAAUGUCCAGGACCAUUGGCAGAAGAGAGGCUCUGUCCAGAUGUCAACAUCUGCAGAGAUCUGUGCAACUGGAGUGGUUGGAGUGCAUGGACAACAUGCGCCGAGCCGUGCAGUGGUGGAGUCAGGCAGCGCUACAGACGGCCCCUGGCCUCUCCUGCUGGACUCCACUGUAGGAGCCAACAGACGCAGAGCCAGAGCUGCAACACAGGCCUCUGCCCAGGUGAGCGCUGUGAGGAUAGGGGCCGGGCGUACCACGAGAGCUGUGCCAACCAGUGUCCUCGCAGUUGCACUGACUUAUGGGAGCAUGUUCAGUGUCUCCAAGGAUCCUGCCACUCAGGUUGCCGUUGUCCUGAGGGGCAGCUGCUGCAGGACGGCCACUGUGUGCCAGUGGCUGAGUGUCGCUGUGGUAUCCCAUCCGGAAACGGGACACUGGAAUUCCUUCCGAAACAGGAGCUCACCGUUGACUGUAACACCUGUGUGUGUGAGAAUGGCACUCUGGACUGCACCGAGCUUCCAUGCCCAGUUUACGAGCCCUGGAGCCCGUGGAGCUCCUGCUCAGCUUCAUGUGGGCACGGCCAGAGAACCAGGACACGCCACUGCCAGGACACAGAGGGCGGUCCUUCCUGCGCUCAAACCACGCAGACAGAAAGCUGUGAUCUGCCAUCUUGUCCAGCGGAUUGUUUGCUGAGUGACUGGUCCACCUGGAGUGAGUGUAGCGCCACAUGUGGUGGCGGGUUGUUGAUGCGGAACAAGACAGUCCUUCAAGAGCCUGAGCCUGGUGGAGCAGCCUGUGUUGGACCACUUGAGCAGCACACUGUCUGUAACACCAACAGCUGCCUGCCCGAGUGUCCCGGCGGUCAGGUUUUCAGAGACUGUUCCGGUUCCUGUCCAUAUAGCUGUGAGGACCUGUGGCCACACACUCAGUGUGUAGCUGGACCCUGCACGCCUGGGUGCACAUGUCCCCCUGGACAGGUGUUGUUUGAAGGCUUCUGUGUGUAUCAUGCUGACUGUCCCUGUUCACCGCUCUCUUUGCCGACGGAUUACCAAAGCUUGAACGUCAGCGCUGAGGACACGGGAGCUCUUCUUCCACCAGGAACGUCCAUUCAACACCUCUGCAACACAUGUGUUUGCCAGGCUGGAGUGUUCAACUGUUCGUCAGAGGUCUGCGAUGUGGACUGUCAGUGGUCCGGCUGGUCCCCGUGGAGUCCGUGCUCAGCCAGCUGUGGGUCAGGUCAACGGAGCUCCACCAGGUUUGUCCUGCAGCCGAGCCGGUACAGCGGCGCCCUGUGUGAAGGCCUCAACCACCGCACCACAACCUGCAUUACACCCGACUGUGUUUGCCCUGACGGGGAGCAGUGGAAAAGAAGUCUGUCAGAGGAGGCCCCGCUGUGCGAGAGAAGCUGCCAGGACAUUUACUCCUCCUCCGCUGUCAACUGCAGCCGCUCGGCCGAGGGCUGUGUCUGUCGAGAGGGGCUUUACCGAAACCAGGAGGGCGCGUGUGUCAUCCCCGCCCUCUGCCCCUGCCGUGACCAGGGCGUCCUGCGGGAGGCAGGAUCGGAGUGGGAGGAGGGCUGUCUGUCAUGCAGCUGUGUGAACGGGAAGAAGCUGUGCCAGCUGAGGUGCCCAUCCCUGGACUGUGAUGAGGGGGAGGUCAAGGUGGAGGAACCAGGCAGCUGCUGUCCGGUCUGCAGAAAACAGUUUCCAGGGGAGCCGGUUCCAGAGUGCCGCCGCUUUGUGCAGGUCCGGAACAUCACCAAGGGAGACUGUCGGCUUGACAACGUGGAGGUCAGCUUCUGCAGGGGACGCUGCCUCUCCAGGACUGAUGUCAUCCUGGAGGAGCCCUACCUCCAGUCAGUGUGUGAGUGCUGUAGCUACCGCUUGGACCCACACAACCCCGUCCGUUUCCUCAGCCUGCAGUGUGAGAAUGGUGAGAAUGAGCCGGUCGUCCUGCCAGUCAUACACAGCUGCGAGUGCACAAGCUGCCAAGGAGGUGACCUGUCCAGACGCUGAGCCAGUGUGUUGAGUGUGUCUGAGAGGCGGGCGAGCGUGAGCGAGUGAGACAGAGAGUGUGUUUGGAUGGAUGGAUGGAUGGAUGGAUGGAUGGAAAAGGUCCUGAAAUAAGUUCCUGUUCAUUGCUGUGCAGUCGUUAGUCAUCAUAUGACUGGUCAUAGAGUUGUUCUUUGUUUAUUCUUCUUCACUCUGUACAGCCCUUUUCUCUACUCUCCAUUUGUAGAUUAAAUCAUCAGUGAUACAAUCUAAGUAAGACCUGUUAGGCAUCAAAGGAUGUUCUGUAUGUGUGUGUAAACAAAAUGUAAUAUAUGUACCAGCAUUUGUCCUUUAAGUUGAACUCUACUGUUGUUAACUUGAUGUUUUUACAUGUUUACAGUGCAGUUCUGAUAGACCCAUCAAUAAACACUUUCUGCACGUA
Molecule: messenger RNA, 18490 nt
Organism: Mugil cephalus (flathead mullet)
Lineage: Eukaryota; Metazoa; Chordata; Actinopteri; Mugiliformes; Mugilidae
Gene: sspo
Product: SCO-spondin
Exons: 118
Coding region: 868-18072 (5734 amino acids)
Cellular component (GO): extracellular matrix
Molecular function (GO): protein binding
Source: RefSeq, a predicted model, not a curated record